Molecule: messenger RNA, 1941 nt
Organism: [Candida] anglica
Lineage: Eukaryota; Fungi; Ascomycota; Pichiomycetes; Serinales; Debaryomycetaceae
Source: the annotation of a GenBank genome assembly
AUGGAUUCAUCACAAUUCCCACUGGGGUUAGACCCGUAUUUAUCACGUCAGCAUCUUCUCCAUCAUACAUACUCACCACUCAUAUCAGUGCAAUCGUCAUACAAUGCUGAUUUACUUGUACAAGAGACAUUAAAUAAUCCAAACUUAUCAUUUCUUCAGUUUGUCAAACCAUAUGGGAAUAAUGCCAAACAUACAAUUCCAGGUCAAUCUUUUAAGAUCACUAAUUCGCAACUCAUUACUAAGAAUUACCCCUCAUUCCCCAUUAGAUUUGAAUUAUGUCUUCCAGAACUUUUAUCUAUUUUAAAUGCAUCAUCAAAUUCCAAUAUUAAUUCUAAUUCUAGCCAAGUUUCAGAUUCGAAAUUGCGUCAACUUUUCAGCAUAUCUUCAUUAGAAGUUCUUCUUAAACAUCGAAGUGAUAAUGGAAGCACGGAUAAUUUAUAUUUGGAUUUUUUCAGCAAGGUUAUCACAUCGAAUAAGAUAGUUCCAUUUGAAACUUUUAACCAUCCAAUAUCUCAAAUUUUUGUCAUAGAUUAUCAUAGAGAUACUGUUGAAGUUCUCAGGAAAUUAAUUGUAGAAUUCCGCAAUUAUAAUUUCCCAAAGUUUUUCCAAAUUGAUGAUUUAUUAAUUCAUUUAUUUAUCUUGUAUGAUCCGGAGAUUGUUAAAGACACAUCUCAACUUAUAGAUUUCCAAAACUUGAUUCGAAAGCAAUUAAGUAUAGCAAGUACUUUGAUUCCAUUUGGUAAGCCAGAUACUUCAUCAGAAGAGCCAUUAAUCAGUUUAUCAAUUAAAGAAAAUUCAACAAUUGAAGAAGAUUUACAAAGAAUAUCUCUAAAUGAUCAAGAUGAGGAUGUCUUGGAAGUUCCUCAGCAAUUAGAUCUGGUGAUACGUAAAAGGAUAUUUGAAUUCAUCAAUAAAUUACUUAUUCCUCAUAUGGAGAAAAAAAUAAGAAUUUGGGAUGAUCUGGUGCUUUCACCAAAAAAGUCAAUCACUGGCAGAUUUUUCUCAGUGUCGAAAAUGUUAUUCAAUAACUCUAAUAGUCCUGAACCUCAAUCGCAAUCAUCGAAUUCUUUUAAUUAUUCAGAGAAUUAUUAUCAUAAAUCUUCAUCAGAACAAAUAAUUCGAAAACUAGCUGAUUGGUCAUUAAUAUUAAAAGAUUUUAAGUAUUCCUACUCCACAUAUGAUUUGAUUAAGAAGGACUACACCAAUGAUAAAGCAUGGGCAUAUGUAGCCUCAGCACAAGAAAUCUGUGUAGUAUCUUUACUAUUAGCACAAACUCAACAAACUCAACAACCACAAGUUCCCGAUCGGAAUACCUUUAGGAAAAUCCGUCAUGAUAUUAUAGAACCUUAUUGCGACAACUUGUUAUAUACAUUCAAGUCCAGACUUAAUUUGAAAAGUUAUGGAAUUAAGGCAUUACUUGUGUUUACAGAAUUACUUUUAUGUAUCAGUAUUCAUUAUAAUAAUUCUUGGUGGUGGAACGAUUUGAUUGAAAAAUACUUGUGUAAAUGUCUAAAUGAGUUUGAUAAACAUUUAACCAAUGGUACUCAAGUUAUACGUGCUCUACUCUAUGAACGAUUAGGAUAUAGUUUUGGGAAAUGCUUUUAUCUUGGAACUCAUGACCCACAAGCUUGGGUGAAGCCAACUAUAAAUAAUGAUGAUUCUGAAGGAUUAUAUGUUAAUCCGAAUAAACUUCAUAUGAAAUCCGCUCAUUUGGCAGGUCUUACUAGAUAUAGAAGAUCUUCCAUGUGGUAUAUACUUUCCAUGAAGGAAUGGCUUGAAUUGAAGAAUUACGACCAGAUCGAGAAGCUACUUCAAAAUAUUCGAUAUACCUAUAAUGUUGACGAGUUGACCGACAAUUGGUAUGACCGUCAAGAUCUUUUGUUGGGAUUUAUUAAGAGAUGUAUUCAGGAGAAUAAAGACGUGAUGGCGGUAGAGAAUUGA